CCGCCAUCUUGUCGCGUCGAACAGGAGAAGAAGAUAUGGCUGACUACAGUAACGUGGCCCCGCCGUCCUCUAACGCCGGAGGCGGCAUGAACGACGCUUUUAAAGACGCUCUGCAGCGAGCGCGACAGAUCGCGGCGAAGAUUGGCGGCGAUGGCGUUGCGGCACCUCCAACAAACGAGUUUGGUUAUGGAGGCCAGAAAAGGCCCCUGGAGGACGCUGGUGGGUAUUUUCCCAUGCCUAACCUGAAUAUCGACCAACCGGAGACGAAGAAGGUGGCUACAAAUGAUGCCUUUUCAGCAAUGGGAGGAAUGGGUGGACCUCCAAGGUCAGCAUCAGAGGAGUUCAAGGUUCCAGAUGGAAUGGUUGGAUUCAUUAUUGGAAGAGGAGGUGAGCAAAUAUCACGUCUGCAGCAGGAGUCUGGGUGUAAAAUACAGAUUGCUCCUGACAGUGGAGGAAUGCCAGACAGGUCGGUGACAUUAACAGGAUCACCAGAAUCAAUCCUGGGUGCAAAGAGGCUAUUAACAGAGAUUGUCGAGAAGGGGCGUCCAGCACCAGCGUUCCAUCACAACGAUGGUCCGGGAAUGACUGUGCAGGAGAUAAUGGUCCCAGCCUCCAAAGCUGGACUUGUUAUUGGAAAGGGAGGAGAAACUAUCAAAAGCUUACAGGAAAGAGCUGGAGUGAAGAUGGUCAUGAUCCAAGAUGGACCCCAGAACACGGGCGCAGACAAACCGCUUCGUAUUUCAGGAGAGCCUUUUAAAGUUCAGCAAGCCAAAGAUAUGGUGAUGGAGCUGAUCAGAGAUCAGGGCUUCAGGGAGCAGAGGGGCGAGUAUGGUUCAAGGAUUGGGGGAGGAGGAGAUAGUUUAGAUGUCCCUGUUCCCCGGUUUGCAGUAGGAAUCGUCAUUGGCAGAAAUGGAGAGAUGAUUAAGAAAAUACAGAACGACACAGGCGUCAGGAUUCAGUUUAAACCAGAUGAUGGCAGUGCACCAGACAGGAUAGCACAGAUCAUGGGUCCUCCCGACCAGUCUCAGCACGCAGCAGAGAUUAUAUCUGACCUGCUGAGGAGUGUCCAGGCCGGAGGACCUCCAGGACAUGGUGGAGGCAGAGGACGCGGUCGUGGGCAGGGUAACUGGAACAUGGGCCCCCCUGGUGGCCUACAGGAGUUUACCUUCACUGUACCAACUAUGAAGACAGGCCUCAUCAUUGGAAAAGGUGGUGAGACAAUCAAAGGCAUCAGCCAGCAGUCUGGAGCCAGGAUUGAGCUACAGAGGAAUCCCCCACCCAACGCUGAUCCCAACAUCAAAAUGUUCACAGUCAGAGGCUCUCCUCAGCAGAUCGACUACGCCCGGCAGCUCGUGGAGGAGAAAAUUGGGGGACCUGUUACUCCAAUGGGUGGCCCUCAUGGUCCGCCUGGUCCUCAUGGAGGCCCAGGCCCACAUGGUCCCCCUGGGCCCCCCGGACCCCCUGGAGCUCCCAUGGGGCCGUACAACCCUGGACCAUACAACCAGGGACCUCCAGGGCCUCAUGGCCCUCCUGCACCAUAUCAGCCUCAGGGAUGGGGCAAUGGCUACCCACAUUGGCCACAGGGACAACCUGAUCCAAAUAAAGCAGCCGCCGAUGCCAAUGCAGCAGCAUGGGCAGCGUACUAUGCUCAGUACGGCCAACAGCCGCAGGCCCCCAUGACUCCAACCAGCGGUGCUCCAGGCACUACUCAAACCAACGGUCAAGGUGACCCACAGGCUGCAGGUCAGAGUGGACAGGCAGAUUACACCAAGGCCUGGGAGGAAUAUUACAAGAAAAUGGGUCAACAGAGUCAGCAACCUCAGGACUACACAAAAGCCUGGGAGGAGUAUUACAAGAAACAAGGUCAAGCAGCCACUCAGGCUGCCCCCGCAGCCGCAGCAGCAGCGGCUGCCUCUCAGCCCGGAGGCCAGCCAGACUACAGCGCUGCCUGGGCCGAGUACUACCGGCAACAGGCUGCUUACUAUGGCACAGGCAACCCUCAGACGAUGGGUGCAGCACCACAAGCUCCUCAGGUACACCCCUUAUAAGAAUCUGCCCUCCACAUUCACGUGUACUAGAUAGAGUUUUGCCGUAACCCCCUUCCUUCCUCAGGUUUUUACAGGGUUCCAGUGGCUGCAGCAGUUGCACAAAGCUAACUAAAACCACUUUCUCCCUACACAGCAUUUUUAGCUUUUUAUUUUGGGAAGCUGAGUCCACUGUUUCCGCUGUUAACAUGCAAUGUAUCUUCUAUGUAUUUCUUCUGCACAGGGCCAGUAAUGUGAAGUGGACAUAAAGUAAAUGCUACAUUGUCGAAAACAAAAUCCUUUGUUAAAUGUUUGGAUGCAGACGCCUUGAUGAAGAUCUUAAAUUUCCUUGGUUUGAAAGUGUUUCACACAGAUGGCAGAUUUCCCAGCGAACACGUCCUCUCUCUUUCUCAAUUAUUUUUUCUUUUUUGUUUUUUUUUGUUUUUCUUGUAAAUGCUUUGUUUUUAGUAAGGUAAUUAUGCAUAUGGUCAUUCCAGCCCUGUAUCUACAUAAAAUGUGGUUAGAACUCAUGUUUAUUAAACUGUUGACAUUACCAUGUAAAUCAUCUCAGUUUUAAAAUGCUGUUGCCUGUUGUGUUUUUGCAAUAAAACAAACUGAAACCUCCUGUGUUGGUAAGUUGGGGUGGAUUGAAACCAGAGGAUUUAAAAGAUGAGUUCCUGUAUGUUUUUGGUGUAUUUGCAGAGGGGGGAGGGGUUGCCAUACAGGCUCAGUGUGGGUAUAAUUGUUAAAUUGUUGACUUGAAGUUGUGCUGUCCUGUCUCUCUCCAACUGUUUAUAAGGCUCUUAGAUACAAUAUGCGCGCGGCAAACGUCCUGUUAGACAUUUUUUUACACUUCCUCUUGGUCAUUAGAAAACUGCCUGGUAUCUGUGUAUCGUAAAUCAUUCAUUAACUGCGUUGCUGUGGCUCUCUUGAUCAUUUUUUAAAAAACGUUUUUGCCUGGUUUGCUGACAUUGUUGAGGUAGUAUGCACUGUAUUUUGCCUUGAUAGACACUUCCUCCUCCACAGGCAAGUUUAGAAAAUCGGUAAGCAAGUGUUUUUCCCUCAACAUGUUCCUCAGAAACAGGUUGCAAGAAAAUGUUGCAUAUUUUUUAGUGUUAUAAAUAUAUAUAUAUAUUUUUGUGCUGUUCUUUUUCCCAGGACAGUCGGGUAAAAUUGCCUCUGUAUCGAAAAUGCAUUGAAAAAGAUUGUCUUGCCCGUUUACGGUUGUGAACUAACUCACAUGUAUGACUUUGUUUUUUAAAGAAUGUUUUUUUAAUAUAAAAACAUUGCAAAAAACGUAUGUUUUUGCUGUGCCCAUUCUGUUAGUCUUUAUCCAAUAUAAGAACGUAGAUGUUGUAGGGCCGGUGGUGGCUAAGCAGUCUUCGUCCAUCAGUUGAGCCCUCCAUUACUGUAAGUACAAACCUGUGAUUGACUUUGAGAGAUAAAACGCCUUUUUUGAUGCUUCAUACACUGCAAAAGAUGUAGUAUUUUUGUCCAUUAUUGCCAUUUUUCCAUGUCUCUUGGGUAAGUAUCAAAUGUUCUGAGGAGAGGCUUUAGAAUUUGAGAUGUUGAUUGUUGUACCACAUGUUUUCUGAGACUUCCCUUGUGUGACACGUUAACUGAAUCUUAACAGUAUGUUGAUUCCCUUUGAUAGACUUUGCUAGUUUGUGUAGGUAGUUAUUCAGUGCCAGUUGGGUUUCUGAAGUGAGGGUUUUGAAUGUCAGCACUCUAACACUGUUGGUAGGAACUGUAAAAGGAUGUCUAUUCGGAAUAUGUGAUCUGACAAGUGCUAUUGACUUAGUUCUGUUUCAUUUAAAUGUCAUUUAUUGCAACACUUUGCUUAAAAGUCCUACAGCAUAACUGCAGUGUAGCAUGUUUAGGUUUCUGCUCUGAUUUCUCUUCCAUCUCUUACUCGAGCAUGUGGAAUGUUAGCAGUGGAAUUGUUUGAGUAGUUGAGUACUGAUCUAUUUCUAAAAGAAAUGAGCACUGUUGAAAGGCUGUUGAUUUUCAAAGGUCAAAAUAAUCUUUGACUGCAUUGUUGACUGAUGGCAAACAGUGCAAUAUCUGAUCUUUGCAGUGUCGUCCCAGACCUUGCACCUUAGGUUCUGCUGCAAUAACACAGGUAAGCGAAACCUAAGGAAACCAGUGUUUUUGUCCAAUGACAUUGACCAAUAAUACAUGCAAACAAAUGCUUACCUGUGUCGUCACUUUGCCUCGAUGCAUUUAUGCUUCAGUCGUACAAGAAAUGUCCAAUAUAUUUUAAAUAUGAGCAGCCCUUUUUAAGAUUAUCUGCCUUCACGAAUGAACUUGCAUGAUGUGAGUUUUUCUUGACUUGAUACAUGAAGUUUGAUUUUUGUCUGAUACAAAGUGACUUAACCCAGAAACACUUAUGUUGAUUCUCUGAGGAAAUGUCAUUGUCAUGUGCUUAGAAAAUGAUAACUAGCUUUGUUUGCAUUUGGGUAAGUCUGAUGGUGACUGUACAAUGCUUUUUAGAUGACCUUUUGACACUGGUAUAACAAACUGCAUGCAACGCAAACCUGUUGCCAGACGUUAGCAAUGUGCUCAACUGUUAGGUCAAAUCAGAAGCAGUGAAAUACAUGAUAUUUUUCUUUAAAUGUAUUUUAUAGAAAACGCCUAAUCUCGUGUGAAUCUGCCCUCUGAGUGCAGUGCAAACCUGACUUAUUGAAACGCUGCUGCCUUCACUUCUCGCUCACAGUGUUGGAGGAUGCUGCAAGCUUAGGUCGUAGUCAGGCCCUGUCGUAGUUUGUCCCCUCCUCUUCCAAAAGGAGGAAUCCUUUGAGUCAAUCCCUCUGCUGAAUGUAGACCGAUCAAGAGCUCCAGUGAUAAGGUAAAAAACAGAACAGCAACGCACUUAAGUACAGAUUCUGUGAUUGGUCAGAUACAUGGAUUGACUGUUUAUUAAACCUUGCCAUAGUGAUUUUAUUUUUUUUUUUAAAGAAUUGUCUGACGCUUUUAUCAAUAACAGUCAAAUGUGGGUAAGGAAAAGUUGGAUGAGGACAGGAAGUGAUUAAUCUUGAGUAACAAAUGCUUUGUUUUUAAUUGGCAGAAUUUCAGGGGGAUAAAAUGACUUCUCUUUAGCUAAAAGGUCACAUAGUGUUUUGUUUUUUUGAGGCUGUUCACUCUGUACAUGUGAGAUGCUCAGUGUUUUAUCACAGUUUGAGUGGGUGUAGAAGAAUUAAGGAGCAUGCCUUGGGGGUAAAGGUUUCACAUGCUGUGAAUAUGAUCAAAAUGUAUUGGUUUGUUCUGAUUUAAGUUGCCAUGUUCAUCAAUAAAGUUGUAAAAAGUAAA
Molecule: messenger RNA, 5333 nt
Organism: Solea senegalensis (Senegalese sole)
Lineage: Eukaryota; Metazoa; Chordata; Actinopteri; Pleuronectiformes; Soleidae
Gene: fubp1
Product: far upstream element (FUSE) binding protein 1
Exons: 19
Coding region: 36-2048 (670 amino acids)
Biological process (GO): regulation of DNA-templated transcription
Cellular component (GO): cytoplasm; nucleus
Molecular function (GO): mRNA binding
Source: RefSeq, a predicted model, not a curated record